Molecule: messenger RNA, 7638 nt
Organism: Notothenia coriiceps (black rockcod)
Lineage: Eukaryota; Metazoa; Chordata; Actinopteri; Perciformes; Nototheniidae
Product: dedicator of cytokinesis protein 9-like
Biological process (GO): positive regulation of GTPase activity; small GTPase-mediated signal transduction
Molecular function (GO): guanyl-nucleotide exchange factor activity
Source: RefSeq, a predicted model, not a curated record
UCAUGAGUGGCACUUAUUAGCCCCUCCGUAUAUCCUCCAAAUAUGAUGGACGACUUAGUUUUCAUUCCUAUCCCACGGGGCAUUAUUACACUGGGAAGGGGGGCGUGCCAUUUUGCGCAAGGGACCUCCGCCGACGGGAUAGAGCGUAGGCUUUGGAUGGUGCUCUCGGAUUGCAGUUGACAAGGAAAGUCAUCUUCUGGACUACUGUUUCCAAUACAGCUAUGGCGGUGCUAAUGUAAAGUUUGAGACAAGCGUGAUGUCCGGAUAACACAGCGCCAGUGUGCAUUUACGCACGUUGGACAGCCUGGAGCGCAGGAUUUUAACCUUCGUACCGCCGCUUGGGACAGCCCUCCAAGUCUGAUCUCCUCAGUACCAGACUGUCUAAUGAAAGGUGGGAUAUAUUAUGGCUUCUGCUCCACUUGAGGCAAGGAAGUUUGCCCGGGGGCUCAACAAACCGGGCACCGCCGCAGAGCUGAGGCAGAGCGUCUCCGAGGCUGUGAGGACGUCAGUGUUGAUGGUAAAGCCGAAGAUCAUCGAGCCCCUGGACUAUGAGAAUGUGAUCCUGCAGAGGAAGACCCAGAUCAUCAGUGAUGUCCUGCGGGACAUGCUGCAGUUCCCCACAGACGACUUCCAGAUCUCCACCCUGAAGCGCCAAGGCAGGACUCUGUUCUCCACCGUGCCAGAGACUGCCGAGAAAGAAGCUCACUCACUGUUUGUCCAAGAGUGUAUCAAAACCUACAAGUCUGACUGGCAUGUGGUCAACUACAAGUAUGAGGAAUAUUCUGGAGACUUCCGCCAGCUCCCAAAUAAAGUGUCAAGACCUGAGAAACUGGCAGCUCACCUGUUUGAGGUGGAUGAAGAUGUUGAAAAAGAUGAGGACACAGCCUCUCUGGGAUCUCAGAAGGGAGGAGUGUCUAAACAUGGCUGGCUGUACAAAGGCAACAUGAACAGUGCCAUCAGUGUUACUAUGCGGUCCUUCAAGAGGAGGUACUUCCAUCUGGCCCAGCUGGGGGACGGAUCCUACAACCUCAACUUCUACAAGGACGAGAACACCUCCAAGGACCCCAAAGGAACCAUCUUUCUGGACUCAUGCAUGGGGGUGGUUCAGAACAGCAAAGUGCGCCGGUUCGCCUUUGAGCUGAAGAUGCAGGAUAAGAGCACGUUCCUGCUGGCUGCAGAGAGCGAGGCGGAGAUGGAGGAGUGGAUCGGCACGCUCAACAAGAUCCUGCACAGCAGCUUCGAACAGGCCAUGCAGGAGAAGAGGAACGGAGACCUGCAUGACGAUGAGGAGCUUGGAAAAGCAGACCUCUCCUCUGGAAGUUUUCAAGACAGCUUUCAGACUGCCAGAGAUAUUGAGUCCAAAAUGAGGAGUGAAGCUCGUCUGAAGCUGUUCACUCUGGACCCUGACACCCAGAAACUGGACUUCUCUGGCAUUGAGCCGGACGUGCGGCAGUUUGAAGAGAAGUUUGGGAAGAGAGUCCUGGUCAGCUGUAACGACCUGUCCUUCAACUUGCAGGGCUGCGUCGCAGAGAAUGAAGAGGGACCCACAACUAAUGUGGAGCCUUUCUACGUGGUCCUGUCGCUCUUCGACGUCCAGAACAGUAGAAAGAUCUCGGCCGAUUUCCACGUGGACCUCAACCACCCUCUGGUCAGACAGAUGACAUCAGGUUCAACUAACAAGCAAGACGUGCACAUCAAUGGAAGCAGCGAUGGUCCCCUCAGGCACGCCAGUGGGCUUCCAGUGGGCUCUCUCCAGUACCCCAGACAGGGGGUCUUCUCUGUCACAUGCCCCCAUCCAGAGAUCUUCCUGGUGGCCAGGAUUGAGAAGGUCCUGCAGGGGGGGAUCACCCACUGCACUGAACCCUACAUGAAGAGCUCAGACUCCGCCAAGAUGUCUCAAAAGGUGCUGAAGAAUGCUAAGACGGCCUGCAGCAGACUGGGACAGUACAGGAUGCCGUUUGCCUGGGCUGCAAGGCCUGUGUUCAAAGAUGCAUCAGGAACUUUGGACAAGAGCUCUCGCUUCUCGGCUCUCUAUAGACAGGACAGCAGCAAGCUGUCAGACGAGGACAUGUUCAAACUGCUGACUGACUUCAGAAAAGCAGAGAAAAUGGCCAAACUCCCCGUGCUCUUAGGGAACUUAGAUGUAACUAUUGACAGCGUGGCCCCGGAUGUAACAAAUUGCGUCACUACCUCCUACAUCCCUGUGAGGAACUUUGAAGGCAACGGGAGUGGCGGCGCUCUCCUGGAGGUGGAGGAGUUUGUGCCCUGCAUCGCUAAGUGCUCCCAGCCAUUCACCAUCUAUAAGAACCACCUCUAUGUGUACCCAAAACACCUGAAAUAUGACGGACAGAAAACCUUUACUAAGGCAAGAAAUAUUGCAGUCUGCGUUGAAUUCAAGGAUUCUGAUGAGGAUGAAGCCCAGCCAGUGAAGUGCAUCUAUGGUCAUCCAGGAGGUCCUCUAUUCACCAAGCAGGCAUAUGCCACCGUCCUGCACCAUCAGCAGAACCCUGAGUUCUAUGAUGAGAUAAAGAUAGAGCUGCCAACUCAGCUGCACGAAAAGCACCACCUUCUCUUCACCUUCUAUCACGUUAGCUGUGACAGCAACAGCAAGAAGAAAGACCUGGUGGAGGCUCCAGUGGGUUCAGCAUGGCUGCCUCUGCUGAGGGAUGGCAGAGUCAUCAUGAACGAACAGCUGCUGCCAGUGGCUGCCAAUGUGCCCGCCGGGUACCUGGGCUCCCAGGACGGGAUCAACAAGCACUCUGGCUCGGAGAUCAAAUGGGUAGACGGAGGAAAACCUCUGUUCAAAGUCUCAACUCAUCUUGUUUCCACAGUUUACACUCAGGAUCAGCAUUUGCACAACUUCUUCCACCACUGUCAGAUCAUGGAGAUGUCAGAACAAGCUUCAGAGGGAGAGCUGGUGAAAUACCUGAAGAGUCUCCAUGCGAUGGAGGGUCAUGUGAUGGUCAACUUUCUGCCCACCGUCCUCAACCAGCUGUUCUGCGUCCUAACCAGAGCCACACAUGAGGAUGUGGCUGUCAAUAUGACCAGGGUGAUGGUUCAUGUUGUAGCGCAGUGCCAUGAGGAAGGGCUCGAACAUUACCUGAGAUCUUAUAUCAAGUUUGUGUUUAAGCCCGAGCCUUACUCCUCCACCAAUGUGAAAACAGUUCACGAGGAGCUGGCUAAAACCAUGACAGCCAUUCUCAGGCCUUCCACAGACUUCCUGACCAGCAACAAGCUGCUCAAGUACUCAUGGUACUUCUUUGAAGCUCUGGUGAAAUCAAUGGCUCAGUAUCUCAUGGAGAGCGGGAAGGUUAAGCUUGCCAGGAUCCAACGUUUUUCAGCGUCCUUCAACCAUGCGGUGGAGACUCUGGUGAAUAUGCUGAUGCCACACAUCACACAGAAAUACAAGGACAACCUGGACGCGGCUCGCAAUGCCAAUCACAGCCUGGCAGUGUUCAUCAAGCGCUGCUUCACCUUCAUGGACAGAGGCUUCGUAUUUAAGCAGAUCAACAACUACAUGAACUGCUUUAUGCCUGGGGACCCCAAGACUUUGUAUGAAUUCAAGUUUGAGUUCCUGCGUGUCGUUUGCAACCAUGAGCAUUAUGUCCCUCUUAAUCUGCCCAUGCCCUUUGGAAAAGGCAGAAUUCAAAGGUUCCAAGAUCUCCAGCUGGACUAUUCUCUGACGGAUGACUUCUGUCGAAACCACUUCCUGGUGGGGCUGCUGCUGAGGGAGGUGGGCGGGGCUCUUCAGGAGUUCCGAGAGAUCCGUCAGAUCGCCAUCCAGGUGCUAAAGGGGCUGAUGAUCAAACACACGUUUGACGACCGCUAUGCUGCGAAAAGCCAGCAGGCAAGACUUGCAACUCUCUACCUCCCCCUGUUUGGUCUGCUCCAAGAAAACGUCUACAGACUGGACAUUAAGGAGUCAGCCAUCCUCAGCAACCACAAUAAUGCCAGGGAGGACUCCAUGGUGACCCCUCAGAAACCUGGGAGCUGCAUAGAAAACGCUCUCCACAAAGAUGUGUUUGGAGUCAUCUCUGGAACAGCCUCCCCGCACAGCUCCACUCCCAACGUGAGCUCAGUUCACCAUGCAGACUCCAGAGGCUCUUUGGUCUCCACCGACUCUGGGAACAGUCUGCUGGACAAAAGCAGCGACAAGACAAACUCCCUGGAGAAGAACCAGUGUGUGUCCACUCUGGGCAGCAGUGUGCUGCGCUGUGACAAAAUGGACCGGGAAGAGAUCAAAAACCUGCUCAUUGGCUUUCUGCACAUCCUCAAGAGCAUGUCAGAGGAGGCACUUUUUGCGUACUGGAACAAAGCAGCUCCCUUGGAACUCAUGGACUUCUUCACAUUGAUAGAAGUGUGCCUUCAUCAGUUCAGAUACAUGGGAAAGAGAUUCAUCGUCAGGAGCCAGGAGGGGGUGGGGCCUGUAGCUCCAGACAGGAAGUCUCUUACUCUGCCUGUGUCCCGUAACAGGGCGGGAAUCCUACACGCCCGCCUGCAGCAGCUGGGAACUCUGGAGAACGCUCACACCUUCAACAACAUGUACUCUCACACAGAGGCAGACGUGAGCAGCCAAUGUCUGCUGGAGGCCAACGUGUCCACAGAGGUGUGUCUCACUGUGCUGGACACACUCAGCAUCUUCAUCAUGGGAUUCAAGAUUCAGCUUAAUUCCGAUCUGGGUCACAACCCCCUGAUGAAGAAGGUGUUCCAGGUCCAUCUGUGCUUCCUGCAGAUCCCUCAGUCUGAGGCCGCCCUCAAGCAGGUCUUCACCUCCCUCAGGACCUUCAUCUACAAGUUCCCCUGCACCUUCUUUGACGGCCGGGCCGACAUGUGUGCCUCUCUCUGUUAUGAAAUCCUCAAGUGCUGCAACUCCAAGCUGAGCUCCAUCCGCAGCGAUGCCGCGCAUCUGCUCUACUUCCUCAUGAAGAGCAACUUCGACUACACCGGACGCAAGUCUUUUGUACGGACCCACCUGCAGGUGGUGAUUGCUGUCAGUCAGCUGAUUGCUGAUGUCAUCGGCAUCGCAGGGACGCGUUUCCAGCAGUCUCUCUCCAUCAUCAACAACUGUGCCAACAGUGACAAGAGCAUCAAGCACACAGCGUUUCCGUCCGAUGUGAAGGACCUGACGAAGCGUAUCAGGACGGUGCUGAUGGCCACGGAGCAGAUGAAGGAGCACGAGAACGACCCGGAGAUGCUGGUGGACCUGCAGUACAGCCUGGCCAAGUCCUACACCAGCACCCCCGAGCUCAGGAAGACCUGGCUGGACAGCAUGGCCCGCAUCCACCACAAGAACGGAGAUCUUUCUGAGGCAGCUAUGUGUUACGUGCAUGUUGCUGCGCUGGUAGCUGAGUACCUGUGGAGGAAAGGUAUGUUCAGGCAGGGCUGCUCGGCGUUCCGCGUCAUCACCCCGAACAUCGACGAGGAAGCGGCCAUGAUGGAGGACGUGGGGAUGCAGGAUGUUCACUUCAAUGAGGAGGUGCUGAUGGAGCUGCUGGAGGAGUGUGCUGACGGCCUCUGGAAGGCGGAGCGUUAUGAGCUCAUCGCUGAUGUUUACCGGCUCAUCAUCCCCAUCUACGAACAGCGCAGAGACUUUGAGGUAAACUGCACAGUGAUAGAACACGGGUCGCAUGUUAUCAGUACAUACACCUGCCAGAGGACAAGGUGUGCAUCUCAGAGAGAACACUAUCCAGCCUAUCUAUAUAUCUUGGUACAGAUGCUUUUAAUGCAUUCUGGCAAACGACUGCUGGGCAACGAUACGGUCAGAGUCGCCUGCUUCGGACAGGGCUUCUUUGAGGAUGAAGAUGGAAAAGAAUACAUCUACAAGGAGCCAAAGUUCACUCCGCUGUCAGAGAUUUCCCAGAGGCUCCUGAAGCUCUACUCCGACAAGUUUGGUCAGGAGAACGUCAAGAUCAUUCAGGACUCCGGCAAGGUGAACCCUAAGGACCUAGACUCCAAGUAUGCCUACAUCCAGGUGACCCACGUCACACCCCACCUAGACGACAAGGAGCUGGAGGACAGGAAGACUGACUUCGAGAAAAGUCACAACAUCCGGCGCUUUGUGUUCGAGACGCCGUUCACUGUGUCGGGAAAGAAGCAGGGAGGGGUCGAGGAGCAGUGUAAACGGCGGACCGUUCUCACCACCACCCAUUGUUUCCCAUACGUGAAGAAGCGUAUAGCCGUCAUGUACCAACACCAGACCGACAUGAGCCCCAUCGAGGUGGCCAUAGACGAGAUGAGUGUGAAGGUGGCAGAGCUGCGCCUGCUGUGCUCCGCCUCUGAGGUGGACAUGAUCCGCCUGCAGCUCAAACUGCAGGGCAGCAUCAGCGUCCAGGUCAAUGCCGGUCCUCUUGCUUAUGCCAGAGCUUUCCUCGAUGACAGCAGUGCCAAGAAAUAUCCUGACAACAAGGUCAAACAGCUCAAAGAGGUGUUCAGGCAGUUUGUGGACGCCUGCGGUCAGGCGCUGUGCGUGAACGAGAGGCUGAUCAAAGAGGACCAGCAGGAGUACCAGGAUGAGAUGAAGGCUAACUACAGGGACCUGGCCAGGGAGCUGUCGAACAUCAUGCAUGAGCAGAUAAACCCGGUGGAAGACGGCAACAGGAGCACUCUGUCCGACUCUAUGGGCAUCUUUAACGCCAUCAGUGGCACACCAACCAGUGCCACCCCGCAUGGCUCCACCACCAUACUCUGAUCAGGAUGUUCAACACCAAACUAUUGCCUUCUUUAUCCCUAAUGACUGAAUACACUUCCUGUCAGUCAAGAGGAAACAAACAACAUCUUUAUUAGUUUUUGUUUUCAUCAUGCUAUCCUGCCAUCAGUUAGCCCAUUCUUCUUGUUUCCUAUGGAGACUCCAGUCAAUACUUAUACAAUAUCUGACUUGUUGCCAGUUUUGGCUCAUUUAUCAUUUUGUAUAGUUUGUUUAAUCAUAUGUAAAAUGGGCUUAAGCACAGCAAGUGUGGAUCCUAUACUGUGACUGGCAACAUGAUGUUAUCUUUAUUAUUCUGGUGUGUUAAGCUCCACCCAAAGGAUGUGGUAACAGACUUCAGUAUUUCCAUGUAAGUCUACACCUUAUCUGUUUUGUAACUGUAUGGCUCCCAUGUAUGUACAUUGUUUGUAUAAGAGAAUGUUUUUAAUGGGAAUAAAUGAAUACCACUGCUGUAUCUGUUAACAUUCUUCCACUGAGGCACAGUAUUUUUACAUUUUCUAUUCUUUCCAUUCAGGAGGCCCUGUUACAGCAGAUGCACAGUGAACAGUGCAGAAAGCAUUCAUCUUUUAUCUUACCCUGGACAUUUGAAAUGAUUGUUCCCUCUAUUUUAGGCCAAUGGACGUGUAUAGAAUCAGUCUAAAGCCAAGUGAACCACAAUGUUUUAACCUUUUUUCUCUAAGGAAAAGUGUGUGCAAUAUUUUCUAUUGUUACCAUGGCCUACCUACUGCAUAGAAAACCACUCUUGCCAAAGACAUUAGAAAAAGACUGUGCAAGGUAAGCCAAGGGUGGCACAAUUUGUAAUCUACCCCCUUUGUUUCUUUGUCUGUCAUGCCUUUUAUUAUCUGUGAGGUAAGAUUCAAAAGCAUUUUUACUUAGUGACUGCUCAUGUAAAUAUGUUUAAGACUUAUAAAUAAAAUAAAUAAUUCCUUCUUUCA